This is a messenger RNA of Penicillium roqueforti, 276 nucleotides long. Its product is annotated as Zn(II)2Cys6 transcription factor domain-containing protein. The transcript is spliced from 7 exons. The record is from RefSeq and is a predicted model, not a curated record. The coding region runs from base 1 to 276 and encodes 91 amino acids. Lineage: Eukaryota; Fungi; Ascomycota; Eurotiomycetes; Eurotiales; Aspergillaceae. Gene Ontology annotation, biological process: regulation of DNA-templated transcription. Gene Ontology annotation, molecular function: DNA-binding transcription factor activity, RNA polymerase II-specific; zinc ion binding.
AUGCCAGCAAAUAACAAUCUAAGUCCGAUCUCUUGUGAGACAUGCAGACAGCGAAAAUGCAAGUGUGACCGCAAACUUCCUUGCUGUUCACAGUGCUCAAAUGAGCCAUCGAGAUGUGUAUAUCCCGAAAGUGGCAAAAGGGGCUUACCUCUCGGAUAUCUCAAUCAACUUGAACAAAGGCUAGCUGAAACCGAGUCAGCUUUAGAGAGUUUCAGUCCUCGUACAUUUCCGAAGAGUCUGCAGUCAUCGUUUGCAUUGUCAAUGGCAAUGCCUUAG